GUGUUUUUGCAGGACGGCUUUGAGGCAGGCCUGGCCCCUAACACGCUCCGUCGGCAGGUCUCCGCCCUAUCCACCAUUUUGUGUUGCGGUUCUAGACAUUCCCUCUCGAGUCGUUCCCUCAUCCGCCUCUUCCUCAGGGGGGCUUCCAACCUUCGCCCGGGGUCUAUCCACAGAUAUCCCUCCUGGGAUUUGCCCUUAGUGCUAGACGCCCUCACGAAGGCUCCCUUCGAGCCCCUAAGGUCAGUGGGCCUACGUUUCCUGUCUUAUAAGGUCGCCUUCCUACUGGCCAUAACCUCGGCCAGGCGGAUUUCAGAGUUGGCAGCCCUCUCCAUCAGGGCUGAUCUCUGCGUUUUUCAUCCUGACCGGGUGGUACUUAGGUUGGACCCCACGUUCCUCCCUAAGGUGAAUUCCCCUUACCACAGGGCACAGGAACUAGUCCUUCCAAAUUUUUGUCCACGUCCUAGCCUGCCCUUAGAACGAGCCUGGCACUCCCUGGACGUGAGGAGAGCCCUUCGGAUCUACAUCCAUCGGACAUCUGACUUUCGGAGAUCAGAAUCCCUUCUAGUCUCCUUCCAGCCAUCUAGUAUGGGCCAAAAAGUCUCAUCCAUUACAGUGGGGCGUUGGAUUAGGGCCACCAUAGCCACGGCUUACGGGUCCCAGGCCUUGCCAGUUCCACCCAGGAUCACGGCCCAUUCCACCCGCAGUGCGGCCACUUCGGCCGCCUGGGCCACCCAAGCCUCCUUGGAGGAAAUCUGCCGGGCUGCGGCCUGGUCGUCCCCUACCCCGUUCAUUAGGCAUUAUCGACUAGACCAGUUUGCAUCUGCGGAUGCAGCAUUUGGGCGUAGGGUACUCCAACAGGUCCUCCAGCGGACCUCCUCAUCGGCCAGGGCAACUCCCUCCCUAUAGUUUCACGCUUUGGUAUGUCCCAUGGAAGAGGACCACCGGACCCACGUUCAAUGAGAAUGGGCUUUGCCUUACCUGAAAGCCCUUUCUGAUUGCGGUGGGUCCGGUGGUCCGCCCCGCCCUGUUAUGCCCAGGGCCGAUUCGGCGGGGUUCUGGUGUCCUGUUUCCUUUCUUGCAGCUCACCGUGUAGGUCUGCUACAAAUCGAAUCUCAUCAGAAAGCUGGGAGGCUACAGGAAGGGAGGAGCUUCUCAGCUAGCAGACCCGAUCCGACGUCAUCGGAAGAGCACUCCCCAUGGAAGAGGACCACCGGACCCACCGCAAUCAGAAAGGGCUUUCAGGAUGAUGAUGGUACAGAAGAAGAGGAAAGCAGAGUAGAACCAGUGGGUCAUGCAGAUGCAGGUUUGGAUAACAUCACCUAUUCGUUAGAUGAUAUGGUGAAGCUCGUUGAAGUUUCCAAUGAUGGUGGACCGUUGGGGAUCCAUGUAGUUCCUUUCAGUGCUCGAAGCGGAAGAACUUUAGGUCUAUUGGUGAAGAGACUGGAGAAAGGUGGUAAAGCAGAACAGGAAAACCUCUUUCAUGAAAAUGACUGUAUUGUCAAAAUUAACGAUGGAGACCUUCGAAAUAGAAGAUUUGAGCAAGCACAGCAUAUGUUCCGUCAAGCCAUGCGUACACCCAUCAUUUGGUUCCAUGUGGUUCCUGCUGCAAGAAAACAACAAUAUAUAAAGCUGUCCCAAAGCGAAAAGAAUGCUUACCAUUCCAGCCGUUUUAGUCCUGAUUCCCAGUAUCAAGACAGUAAAGGUAUCGACCACUCUGGACUUCACACUUUACAAAAAAUACCCCAAGCGAGCAAUCAAGCUGAUGCGUUGGACUCUUACUCACAACUACCUCAUAAUGUGAAUUCAGGAAAACCACCUUUGGGUCUGUCAUCAACACCACAGAAAGUUCAUACAGCUUUGAACUCUGGCUAUAACACCAAAAGGAUAGGGAAGCGUCUUAAAAUACAGUUAAGGAAAGGUACUGAAGGCCUAGGAUUUAGCAUCACUUCAAGAGAUGUUCCUAUUGGUGGCUCAGCUCCAAUUUAUGUGAAAAAUAUCCUUCCAAGAGGCGCAGCUAUUCAAGAUGGAAGAUUAAAGGCUGGAGACCGACUCAUUGAGGUAAAUGGAGUGGAUUUAACAGGAAAAACCCAAGAAGAAGUUGUUUCUCUCCUGAGGAGCACUAAGAUGGGUGGAUCGGUUAGCCUACUAAUUUUUCGUCAAGAAGAAGCAUUUCAUCCUAGAGAAUUGAAUACUGAACAAAGCCAGUCACAAAUUUCAAAGGAAACGAAACCAGAAGAAGAGGAUAUUGUUCUUACCGCUGAUGGCACCAGAGAAUUUCUCACUUUUGAGGUUCCACUUAAUGAUUCUGGGUCAGCUGGACUUGGCGUCAGUGUGAAAGGUAACCGGUCAAAAGAGAAUCAUGCAGACCUUGGCAUCUUUGUGAAGUCCAUUAUUAAUGGCGGAGCAGCUUCUAAGGAUGGAAGACUCCGGGUGAAUGAUCAAUUAAUAGCAGUAAAUGGAGAAUCAUUAUUGGGAAAGACGAACCAAGAUGCCAUGGAAACUUUGCGUAGAUCCAUGUCCACAGAGGGAAAUAAACGGGGAAUGAUUCAACUGAUCGUUGCAAGACGAGUAAGCAAAGGCAAUGAGUUGGAAUCACCUGGGAGUCCUCUGGGGCCGGAGCUGCCCAUUGAGACAGUAAUGGAUGACCGGGAGCGUAGGAUUUCCCAUUCACUGUACAGUGGGGUUGAAGGGCUCAAUGAAUCACCCACUAGAAAUGCUGCCCUGAGUAGACUAAUGGGUAAAUACCAGCUUUCUCCAACAGUCAACAUGCCUCCAGAUGAUAUGGUAAUGAUAGAAGAUGAUAGACUACCUGUACUACCUCCAUAUCUUUCAGACCAAUCAUCUUCCAGUUCUCAUGAUGACGUAGGUUUUGCAACCAUGGAUGCUGGAGCUUGGAGUAAACCAAUAGUGAAUGAAUCAGCAGAAUGCGUAUUAAGUCCAGAUAUGGAUCCAGGAUUGGCUUUCCAACGAGAAGGAUUUGGACGCCAGAGCAUGUCAGAAAAACGUGCUAAACAGUUUUCCGAUGCCAGCCAAUUAGACAUCGUUAAAACACGGAAAUCUAAAAGCAUGGACUUAGUAGCUGACGAGACUAAGCUCAGUACAAUGGAUGGCCAGAGAACAGGUUCUCCAACCAGAGAUGUGGGCCCUUCGUUAGGCCUGAAGAAAUCCAGCUCUUUAGAAAGUUUGCAGACAGCAGUUGCUGAAGUGACAUUGAAUAGUGACAUCCCCUUCCAUCGUCCACGACCACGAAUAAUCCGAGGACGAGGAUGCAAUGAAAGUUUCAGGGCAGCAAUAGAUAAAUCAUACGAUAAACCUGUUGCUGAUGAAGAUGAUGAAGGCAUGGAAACCUUGGAAGAAGACACAGAAGAAAGUUCACGAUCUGGUAGGGAAUCUGUGUCCACAUCUAGUGACCAACCAUCCCAUUCUCUAGAAAGACAUAUGAAUGGCAGUCAGGAAAAAGGGGACCGGAAAAAAAUUGGGAAGGACAAGAAAAAAGAUCGAGAUAAAGAGAAGGAUAAAAUCAAAGCCAAGAAAGGAAUGCUGAAAGGUCUUGGGGACAUGUUCAGGUUUGGCAAACAUCGAAAAGAUGACAAGAUUGAGAAAAUAAAAAUGCAGGGAGCUGUUACUUCAGAAGAAGAGAGAAUACGUAUGAAACAAGAACAGGAGAGAAUACAAGCCAAGACCCGAGAGUUUCGUGAAAGACAAGCCCGGGAACGAGAUUAUGUUGAGAUCCAUGAUUUAAGCAGGAGUUAUACAUGUGAUUCUGAAUCAAUCUUUGCUGGAAUUUCUUCAUAUUCCUCCAUGAGUACCAGCACAAUUAGCAGUAGACCACAGAGCCCAGGGGAAGCAUCGUCAAUAGAAGCAUUAUAUGCCCAAGUAAAGAAAGGACGCAAUUCAAAGUCUUCACCUGUAGACAGAUCAGCUCCAAGCAAUCAUGAUCGGAUACAACGAUUAAGGCAAGAAUUUCAACAAGCCAAGCAAGAUGAAGAUGUGGAAGAUAGGAGGCGUACUUACAGCUUUGAACAACCAUGGAGGCAUACACAGAAUCCAAUAGCAAGAGGAGUGAUGCAGAAGACCAGGGAUCCAAAUUCAAAGACCUAUUCACAGAGUGGCAGACAUUCUGUAUCAGUAGAAGUUCAAAUGCAGAAACAACGGCAAGAAGAGAGAGAGAGUUUCCAGCAGGCUCAGAGGCAAUACAGUUCAUUACCCAGACAAAGUCGGAAAAAUGCCAGCUCUGUAUCUCAAGAUUCUUGGGAACAGAACUAUCUUCCUGGUGAAGGUUUUCAAAGUGCCAAAGACAACCCUCGGUACUCCAGUUACCAAGGCUCUAGGAACGGCUACCUGGGGGGCCACGGCUUCAAUGCUCGAGUCUUGCUUGAAACACAGGAGCUCCUCCGUCAGGAACACCGGCGGAGAGAGCAGCAGCUGAAAAAAAAGACCUCUUCUGAAGGGCCCAACAACUAUGAGUCCCAUAAGAAAGCUCAGGACCCUAAUUAUGCCAUUCCCAAAGGUCCUUUCAGACAUGAUGUACCACCUUCACCAUCUCAGGUUGCCAGGCUGAACCGAUUGCAAACACCAGAAAAGGGAAAACCUUUUUAUUCUUUAGUUGAAGAAAAAGGUCAGCGACCCAUGCAGUAAAGGAAUUUUUUUUUCCCAUAUGGAGAGACUUACAUUAUGGAACUCCAUGUUUCAAAUGGAGGGGACUCUUAUUUUGUUUUUCAGUGCCUUUAGCAAGAUGGACAAUGAAUUGGAAGGCCUUAUAUAUACAUUUUUUUUUUUUGCGUUAUGUUUCAAGUGUUAUAUCCACAAAAAGAUUAUCCAUUAUUUGACAAUCAUAUUUGAGGCAAGCAAUUCGUCUUGGCUAUCAAGUAUUCUAGCCAAUCUUUAUUAUCAAUAACUGCCCACCAAGUUACACCAUUAGUGUUGUUCAAAGAGAUACUGUUCUAGCGUAUAGCAUUGACUGUUUUCUAAUUUAAAAUCCCAUUGCCAUAUUUUCUUCGUUUAUUUCUCUUAGCUUGAGAAAAGCAAGUACCUAUCAGUUAUAAGCCGUGAGCCAGAAAUCUAUUCUACUCUAGUCCUUGUUGUUUCCUUUCUGAUCAUUAUUUAAAUGUCUGUUCACUAAAAGACUGUUUCUAUGACUUCAUUGGUCAUUCUCGAAUUGUGCACAAACUUUAUGCUCAUUCCUCAUUCAUUUAUCUCAGAGACCUUGUUGCAUUUGUCUCAUACCUUAACAUUAUAUACCUUAUAUUAUUAUGAGACAUUGUAUUUAUAAUUUUCAUCAGCUAAUGGUGAGGAAGGGGAGCGUGUUGUUUGUCUGUGGAAUGGUGAAUUUCUCCAGACUGUUUUAGCAAGUUUUUGUUAUUAACUGUUCCCAUUAUGUACAAUUUCAGCCCCCCACUCAAAUUAUAGAUAAACUGAUUGCUCAGAUAUUCCAUACUUCCUAAUAAUUUAAUUUCUCAUUAUUAUGUACCCUUAUUUUGUUAGAAGGAAGAAAUGCAGGACAAAAUAAAAUGAAAAUCUAUUUUUUGAAUUAAAACUAGCUUUUGUAAACCUGUCUUUUUGACAGUUUGUAAAAACCUGUGGACAAUUUGUGCUAUGCUUCCAUGUUGCUAUAUUUUGCCUCUUUGAACAAUAUUUGGAGUUAACCAGUAAAAUAUAAAAUAAUACAAAUGUGAGAAAAUUGAUAUACAUUAUCACGAUAAUACAUUGGUGUUAAAAACAGUUGGGAAAAAAGAGCUGUGAGGAUAUAUUUUCAGUGCAUUUUGAGUAUACAGAAUUUUCUUUUGCAACAUCUAGUUUUGUGUUUGAAGGUCUGAACAUUCAUGUAUUGUUUUAUAAGUGCCUGAAGUGAAAAAGGUUUAAGAUUAAAAACUAGGCAUAUCAUACUUAAAUGAACAAAAAACAUAAACUGUGUGUUACUGUAUGAUUGUUAAUUUGCCUUUUUUAAAAAAGGAAGAAACCUGGCCCAUAUUACUUUUGCUACAAAAAAUACUUUACUUCUGCUGUUUCAAGCAUAUAUGUGAAUGUUCAGUAUAUUCCAGCAGUGUCUUCUAUACCUGUUUGCUAAUUUUGUUUGUUAAUAUACUCAAGUGUUAAAGAUUUGUUACUAAUGUAAGCACAGUGACAUCUGACAAAAAUGGCUCUUUUUCACAUAGCACUGGAGGAAAUGGUGUAAAUAUAGAAAUUUAGAAUAAAAACACUGUUUGUGUCUUCAUUUCAA
Messenger RNA from Pantherophis guttatus, 6220 nucleotides. Lineage: Eukaryota; Metazoa; Chordata; Lepidosauria; Squamata; Colubridae. The record is from RefSeq and is a predicted model, not a curated record.